This is a messenger RNA of Aaosphaeria arxii CBS 175.79, 2130 nucleotides long. RefSeq lists its product as uncharacterized. NCBI's taxonomy places the organism in Eukaryota, Fungi, Ascomycota, Dothideomycetes, Pleosporales. Gene Ontology annotation, biological process: phenylalanyl-tRNA aminoacylation. The record is from RefSeq and is a predicted model, not a curated record. The transcript is spliced from 10 exons. Gene Ontology annotation, molecular function: phenylalanine-tRNA ligase activity; tRNA binding; ATP binding. Gene Ontology annotation, cellular component: cytoplasm; phenylalanine-tRNA ligase complex; cytosol. Bases 129 to 1736 code for a protein of 535 amino acids.
GAAGAACAUUGCCGCCAAAGCGAACAGCGCCCUCCAAAUUCCGCUACGUCGAUUCAAACCCUCCCAAACCCAACUCCCACCUCAGUUCGAAGAACAAGAUUAGAAAAAUCACAAAAGGCCCUGUAAACAUGUCGGGCGGAACCCGGGGCGCCGUCCCCCUCCACACCAAAAACACAGUGGCGCAAGACAUGCUGACCCAUCUGUUCACGAAGCCCACCCUCAAUUCCGCCGAAGACUUUCCCUCCGUGCCUCAGCCGGAGAUCAAGGCUGCGCUCGACAGGCUUGCCAGCAGGUCCAUGGUCGAAUAUGUGACUAUCGACUCCGAGCAGGCGACCCUGACGCCAGAGGCCGAGGCCAUUGUCCAGGAGGGCAGCCACGAGUUUAAGGUCUGGAGCGCGGUGAAGCAGGCCGGGAGGAUUGCGAUCAAGGAUCUUCCUAAUUUCGUUGGCGCGGAUUCCGCAAGGGUCGGCUCGGGCAAUGCGUUCAAGAACAAAUGGAUCAAGAAAGAUGGCGACUCGUUGGUGCUCGUCGCGGAGGAGGUGAAAGAUGUAACUCGCGACAGGCUGAGAGAAAUUCAAGAUACCAAGACACUCUCCGAUGCGAAGCUUCUAAAUGACUACAAGAAGCGGAAACUGGUCACCUUCUCAAAGGUCAUUAGCUAUACAAUUAACAAGGGACCCAAGUACGCGAUCGAGAUGCCCGUCGAGGUCACGGAUCUGACAGUGGAGAUGAUCGCGAGUGGAGAGUGGGAGAAGGCGAACUUCAAGGGUUAUAAUUUCGCUGCGCUAGGUGCUCCGCAGAAUGCUGGCUCUCUACAUCCUUUGAAUAAAGUGCGCACUGAGUUCCGCACCCUUUUCUUCAACCUAGGUUUCACAGAGAUGCCUACAGGCCACUUUGUCGAUAGCGCUUUCUGGAACUUCGAGGCUUUAUAUGUCCCCCAGCAACAUCCUGCCCGUGACGCGCAAGAUACCUUCUUCAUCAGCUACCCUCCGAAAUCCGACAAGCCACGCGCAGAUCCCUACACAGACAACACUUUGGAUGACAUCGAGGCAGGUGCCCGAAGGCUUUACGCUGCCAAUGAAAAGAGAAAGAGGGUGCCGAGGGACUACGAAGCAUACUGGGAGAAUAUCAAGGCAGUUCACGAGAACGGUGGCGAUUUUGGCUCUAUUGGAUACAGGUACUCUUGGUCGGAAGACGAAGCGCUUCGUCUUGUCCUGAGAACACACACAACGGCCGUCUCGACAGCCGUUUUGCACCGCCUUGCAGAAGACCCUCGGCCUGCCCGGUACUUCUCGAUCGAUCGUGUUUUCCGUAACGAGACAGUCGAUGCAACCCAUUUGGCCGAAUUCCACCAAGUCGAAGGUGUUAUCGCUGACUUCGGCCUGACAUUGGGUGGCCUCAUGCGCUUCCUCGAGGACUUCUUCUCCAAAAUGGGUAUCGACGGCCUCCGCUUCAAGCCCGCAUACAACCCAUACACCGAGCCUUCUAUGGAGAUCUUCGGCUACCAUACUGGCCUAGGUAAAUGGGUCGAGAUCGGAAACUCAGGCAUGUUCCGACCCGAAAUGCUCGAACCAAUGGGUCUUCCCCGUGACAUGCGUGUAUACGGCUUUGGUCUCUCGCUAGAGCGCCCCACCAUGAUCAAGUACGGCGUAAGCAACAUCCGUGAGCUACUUGGACACAAGGUCGACCUCGGAUUCAUCCAGAGCAACCCAGCCGUCCGGCUAGAUAAGAAUUAAACAACUAAAGAAAGUGCAUCAGCCUUUCUUGCAAAAAAUGGAGGAGUGAGAGAAUGAGCAGAAAAAAGAGAAGUGAAAAGAAACGAGAGAAGGGAGGUUUCGAACGACGUUUCGAAGUCACGUCCAUGCUCAUGUGUGUGCGUGUAAAUAUUUCUGCUUGAGGUUGGUUGGGAGGAAGGGAAGAGUUCCCUGUAUGACGACAAUGAUACCGGAAUUAGAUGUCGAUUUGAUUAGAAAUUAUGUCAAAAUUCUUUUUCAAAGUCCUAUCCUCGAUACGGGCAGGUCAAGGGGGCGGCAACCAGUGGUCGGUUGAUGGCGAGUAAGAUAUAUCCCUCUGUCAGAAAAGACAAGAAUAGGGCACGAACAUGAAAACCAAAAAAGAAAAAUAGAAUCA